Messenger RNA from Oikopleura dioica, 1548 nucleotides. NCBI's taxonomy places the organism in Eukaryota, Metazoa, Chordata, Appendicularia, Copelata, Oikopleuridae. The record is from the annotation of a GenBank genome assembly.
AUGGGAAAACACCAAAAACGGCCAGAAGUCCGCGUUAAAUUCAAAAUCGAUGAGCUUUUCCAUCGAUUUAUGAAUUCUCCCGGCGUCUAUGAAAAAUUGCUAGAAGCUCAUUCUCUCGCUCUUCGUGGAAUCAACCCUUUGGAUACGACAGGAACGGCCACCGUGAAUGAGAAGAAGAAAAAUGCUUUCUGUUCGAGUUCUGAUGAAGAAUAUGAAGAAGUCAAACUGUCGCCUAGACCGCCUUCUGCUGGAACAAGUCCUCGUGGUCGCCGAGCCGACAGCACUGGCUCAACGGGAUCCAAAAGCUCGAUCGCUGUUACUGAAAAGCCAAAACAACCGAAAGAGCGAAUUCCAAGAUUCUACUUUCCGACUGGAAUGCCGCGCGAAGAAAAGCUCGAUCCUUGCCGAGAUCUUCCGGAGUCCUCGCGAAGCUUACUCGAUUUUGAGCUGUUUUGCGAAAGAGCCAAAUUGCCGAAAUCUUGGAGAAUUUUGAUCCCUUGGUCGAUUCAACGAGACCAGGGAGUACAGCUAUUCAAUGACAAGUUACUGUACAUUGGAAACGUCCCAAAACGCAAUCUGGAAGUUCUGUGGCAAGAAAUCGAACACAUUACGGACCUGUAUCUUCUCUUCACGCGCUUGGUAGAGGGAGGCGAGCUCAUCAACAUCGAUUCUCCUGGAAUGAAAUAUCUCAUUUUCGAUUUGAUCAACUGUCAACCGACCAUUGCGUAUCUAAAGAACAGUCCCAGCUUUCAUUAUCCUUACGCGAGAGCUGUCAUCGAAAGAUUAGCUUAUAACGCCCACUGCUGGGGUAGAAAUCUCACUGCCAAGAUGAUCAAACGCACGGACUUCCUCUCUGCCCUCGACUACGUCUUCGAGCCGGGCAACGACGUCAACAACGAGCCGCACUUCUUCAGCUACGAGCACUUCUACGUCCAGUACUGCGAAUGGUUCGAGCUGGACACGCGCCAAACGCAAAUGCUGACUUUUAACCAGCUUUCUCGCUACUCGUCACACACAGUCAACCCGAAAGUUUUCAGUAGAAUGGCCCAGGCGACGAAUAGAUAUAACACCGAAGGGGUCGACUUUGGCGACUUUAUUUGGUUCAUCAUGUCGGAAGAAGACAAAACGCACUCGACAGCGAUCGAAUAUUGGUUCAGGAUUCUUGACUUUGACGGAGAUGGAAUCGUUACGAUGUACGACUUGCAACAAUUCUAUUACGAGCAAAUCGACAGGAUCAGCAGCGACGUCACUGCAGAAGAUGGAGACUUCAAAUUCGAAAACAAAAUGGACGAAAUUCUCGAUCGACUUGGAGCGGCGAUUAAUGAAGAUCCAAAUGAACUGGCGAAGGGAAUCAGACUCGAGCACCUGAAGCGAGCAAAGGGGCAAGCUGCUCCACUCAUCGACACGUUUAUAAGCCUGGACAAAUACAUGGAUAGCGAAAGUGAAGAGCAAAAGGUCCAAGACGACUGUUUCGCUGGCUACUCUCCCUGGCAGAACUUCGUCCGCCAAAAAUAUAACGAGCUGCAAGAUGAAGACGAUCAAGUUUGA